Molecule: messenger RNA, 1875 nt
Organism: Paraglomus occultum
Lineage: Eukaryota; Fungi; Glomeromycota; Glomeromycetes; Paraglomerales; Paraglomeraceae
Source: the annotation of a GenBank genome assembly
AUGUUCCGUCUCAUAACUAAUUUUCAUCCAAAAGGAGACCAACCCACUGCUAUCAAGAAAAUAGUCGAAAGUAUUCACAAAGGAGAAAAAGAGCAAGUUCUUUUGGGAGCCACCGGCACCGGCAAAACUUUUACCAUGGCAAACAUUAUCCAACUAACCCAAAAACCUACUCUAAUUCUAGCUCAUAAUAAAACCUUGGCGAUGCAAAUCUAUCAAGAAAUGCAAGGAUUUUUUCCUCAUAAUAAGGUUGAAUAUUAUGUUUCUUAUUUUGAUUAUUAUCAACCAGAAGCCUAUAAACCCGCUAGUGAUAUGUAUAUUGGCAAAAAAGUUCAAAGAAAUGCCAGCAUUGCCAAAAUGCGCUUAAAAACUUUAAAUUCUUUGGUUACUGAUAGACACGUAAUCGUGGUGGCUUCUGUGGCCGCCAUUUAUGGCUGCUUUAAUCCCACCUCUUAUCGAAAAGUAGUAAUUCAUUUAGAAAAAGGGCAGAGAGUGGAUAAGGACCUGCUUCAAGAAAAAUUAUUGCUUCUCGGAUAUAAAAAUGACAAAAAGAUCAACCCAGGAAAUUGCCAAAUAAAGGAGAACAAAAUCAACUUCAUGCUAGGUUGGGAAGAGAAUUACUAUUUCUCGUUAAGUAUUAAGGGAAACGAGAUUCAAAAAAUAGAAAAAAUAAAUCAGCAAACGGAUGAAAUAACAAAAGAACUGCAAAAAAUUGCUAUUCCGCCCAGCCAGGACUAUGUGGGUGAAGAAGGAGAAGAAUUAACCGAAAUUCUAGCAAGAAUUGAGAGAGAAUUGAAUGAACAAAAAGAAUACUUUUGCCAAGAAGGAAAAUUUUUAGAAGCCGAAAGAUUAGAAAAAAGGGUUCAGGAAGAUUUAUUUAACUUGCGGGAAAUGGGUUUUUGUCCCGGAAUUGAAAAUUAUGCCCGCUAUUUUGACGGAAGAAGUGAGGGAGAGACCCCUUUUGUCUUGCUGGAUUACUUUCCCAAGGAUUUUUUAACUAUUAUUGACGAGUCCCACAUUACCAUCCCUCAAGUCAGGGCCAUGUAUAACACUGACCGCCGCCGCAAGGAAACCUUAGUAAAAUAUGGCUUUCGCUUACCUUCCGCCCUGGAUAACCGUCCUUUAAACCAGGAAGAAUUUUUUGCCAAAAUUGGCUAUUCUCUUUAUGUUUCUGCUACCCCAGGCGAUUUCGAACUAGAGAAAGUAAAUUAUCAGCCAGUGGAACAAAUUAUUCGUCCGACUGGCCUGCUUGACCCUGAAAUAGAAGUAAGAACCACCCGCAACCAAAUUGCCGACAUCAUGGAAGAAAUAAAAGAAAAAAGCCACCGAGGAGAAAAAGUGCUUAUCUAUGCUUUAACUAUUGCUAUGUCGGAAGAUAUUGCGGCUUUUUUACAAGAAAGAAAUAUCCGAGUAGUUUAUCUUCACAGCCGUCUAGAAAUUUUUGAAAGAUACCAAGCCAUUACUAGUUUACGGCGCGGAGUGUAUGACGUAAUAGUUGGAAUUAACCUGCUAAAAGAAGGAAUAGACCUGCCUGAAGUUUCUUUGGUUUGUAUUCUAGAUGCUGAUAAACCUGGAUUUUUGCGGGACACUCGUGCCAUUGAGGAAACCAACCGUCGCCGCCAAAUUCAGAAAGAACACAACCGUCAGAAUAAUAUCGUCCCUCAAACCGUUGAAAAACCGGUUAAGGAUAUUGCUCUUGACCCUCUAAUAGCCCUGUUAAUAGAAAAAGCCCAAAAAGGAGAAAUGGAAGAAAAAGAAUUAAAAAAAUUGGUUAAAGAUUUGCGAAGACAAAUGAAAAGAUUUACUCGGGAAUUUAAGUUUGACCAAGCCAUUGCUUUUCGUAAUGCCCUUUUAGACUUAGAAAAGAUAGAGAUUGCU